Messenger RNA from Cuscuta campestris, 1491 nucleotides. Lineage: Eukaryota; Viridiplantae; Streptophyta; Magnoliopsida; Solanales; Convolvulaceae. The record is from the annotation of a GenBank genome assembly.
AAAGAAAGCCCCCCCUCCAUUCUCCCCAUCUUACCCCUCUGUCAGAACUUGAAGCUUCUUCCUUCGGCAGCCAUUAAUGGAUGUCUUCUUUGCCGUCUUUGUGCUCUGCAUCCUCAGCAGCGCUCUUUUGAAAUGGAAUGAGUUCAGGUUCAAGAAGAAAGGGCUCCCCCCUGGCACCAUGGGCUGGCCACUCUUUGGUGAAACCACUGAUUUCUUGAAACAAGGCCCCAUCUUUAUGAAGAACCAGAGAAGGAGAUAUGGGAGUUUCUUUAAGUCACACAUACUCGGGUGCCCGACGGUGGUUUCGAUGGAUCCAGAGGUGAACCGAUACAUCCUGGUGAACGAGGGGAAAGGGCUCGUGCCGGGCUACCCUCAGUCCAUGCUUGACAUUCUUGGGAAGUGCAACAUUGCAGCUGUUCAUGGCUCUGCUCACAAGCACAUGAGAGGGGCAUUAUUGUCCCUCAUCAGCACUUCCAUGAUCAAAUCCCACCUCUUGCCUAAAAUUGAUGACUUCAUGAGAUCCCAUGUUAGCUCUUGGGAUGGCAAAGUCAUUGACAUCCAAGAACAAACAAACAAGAUGGCAUUUCUAUCAUCAUUGAAGCAAAUUGCUGGGAUUGAAUCAACCUCCAUAGCAGCAGAGUUUAUGCCGGAAUUCUUUAAGCUUGUAUUGGGGACACUCUCGCUUCCCAUCAACCUCCCAAACACAAACUACCAGCACGGGUUGCAGGCAAGGAAGAACAUUGUGAGGGUGCUGAGGAAACUCAUAGAGCAGAGAAGAGAGUCUGGGGAAAAGCAAGAAGACAUGCUCGGGUUCUUGAUGAACGAAGAACAGAACCGGUACAUGCUCAGUGAUGAUGAGAUGAUCGACUUGAUCAUAACGCUUUUGUACUCCGGAUACGAGACUGUUUCUACUACCUCCAUGAUGGCUGUCAAGUAUUUAAGUGAUCACCCACAUGUUCUUGAUGAGCUAAGAAAAGAACACACUGCAAUUAGGGAGAAGAAAGGCCCGAGCGAUCCGAUCGAUUACAAUGACUUCAAAUCGAUGCGAUUCACACGCGCGGUGAUCUUUGAGACGUCGAGACUAGCCACAAUAGUGAAUGGAGUCUUGAGGAAAACAACUCAAGAUAUAGAACUUAAUGGUUAUGUGAUACCCAAAGGAUGGAGGAUAUAUGUGUACACAAGAGAGGUCAAUUAUGACCCUGAACUGUAUCCUGAUCCACAUACUUUCAAUCCAUGGAGAUGGCUGGACAAGAGCACAGACAACCAAAAUCACUUCUUGAUCUUUGGAGGAGGGACUAGGCAGUGUCCUGGAAAGGAGCUUGGCAUUGCUGAAAUCUCAACAUUUCUUCACUAUUUUGUAACCAGAUACAGAUGGGAAGAAGUGGGAGGAGAUAAGCUGAUGAAGUUUCCAAGAGUUGAAGCACCCAAUGGACUGCACAUCAGGGUUUCAGCCUGCAAAUAAUAUAUAUUCAAUAUAUAUAUAUAUAUAUA